GUCCCAGCAAUUCGGAGGGCUAAAGGAAAGGGAGGGGCAGGGUGCCGUCCGCUGUGCAUCCUGGGAACUGUAGUCGCCGAGAGGGAGAAGGCGAAGGAGAUGAACGGUGGGGCUAUAGUGUCGGCCUCUGGCUGCAGCGGCUAACCGAUGUCGGCGGAGUUUAGGCUUUCAAUGAGUAUUUAAUGGAAGAUGUCAUCUGGGCUGACAGAAGAACAGAAAAAGAGGAUUGAGGAGAACAGGCAGAAGGCUUUGGCAAGGAGAGCAGAGCGACUGGCAGCUCAACAGGGUAGUGUUGCUAAGAAGUUGCCUGACUGCAACAGUCUUAAAAGCUGCCAGGGAAAUUUGCAGCAACCUUUGAAGAGAGAAAACUAUCAUCCUAGGCUUGGAAGUCAUCACCUCAAGGACUCGAGCAACCAUGGUGUACGGAAGAGCCUUCAAAUGGAGAGUAGUCACUGGAGCCCGCCCCAAGCAGAAGCCAUGUUGCAUAGUGUGCAACAGAAGAAUUAUCCAGAGGACUCCAGUCAAGAUUUAGUUACGCAUCCAAGCUGCACUAAAUGGUCCUUAUCAGCGAUGCCGGAUUCCUUGAGUUACCCUCAUUCACAUUCCUCAGAUCUGCCUUCUCAAGAACAAAGUCAGCCAUUUUCUCAUUCUGAUUUGUUACAUCCACCUAAAUAUUGUGCAGCAGCCCAAAACCUUGCGGAACAGUGUCAUUCUAGGCUUGGUGGUAAUGGAGACUCUGCGAGUACCAACGAUCUGCAAACCCUGAAUGAAUCCACCAAUGGGUGUGAUGGUGCCGCCACCAGGAGUACAGGUGGUUGUGAAAAGCUGGGAACUGCUAGAAAUCUAGACUCUGAAAAGGAAGGCAGUAGCUUAUUGCAGUUCUAUGGUAUGAAAAAUCCUUUGGGGGCCAGAGGACAGAACUCAGUAGCCGCUGGGAUUGCAAGAAACUUGCAGACCACACCUGUUCAGCGAAAAACACACGGCAUCCUCAAAGGGAAAUGUGUGAAGCACUCUGAAGACAGGUUCCAGAUUAACAUAGGGUACAAUGCGGAGCUUAUUGAAAUGUUCAGAAACUUACCAAGCAAAAAAUACGAUCCUGCAACAAAGAUGUGGAAUUUCAGUCUAGAAGACUACAGCCAACUCAUGGAAGCAGUGGAGCAAAUUCCCUCUGUUACUUUGUCACCCUUGGACGGAAUGGAAGCAGCCACCAAGACCUGUCUGCCAUCUUCCGUUUGUAAGGGUCCUCACUUGAGAUCCCUCUUGCAGACAUGCUGUGGUUGGAAGAAACCAUCAGCCUCCGUCAGGGGGAAAUGUAUACUGAUAUCCUGUUCUCGGUUCGAAGUAGAUAUUGGCUAUGCUGCUAGCCUUAUAGCAGUGUUCAAGCAGAUGAAUUCUAGAAAUUAUGACAUGAAGACUAGAAAAUGGAGUUUCCUCCUGGAGGACUACCUCAAUCUAAUCGAAUUGGUAAAAAGCCUUCCAGAUGUGGAGGUAGAGCCACUUCCCAAGCCGAUAAUAGAGACCUUUGCUGCUCAGUUCGAGAAGUCCUUUCUAAAAACCGCGGACAUCCCUGAAGCAGAUCUUUCAGGCGUGGAUCCAAAAGUUGUGGCGAGCCUGAUGCCAUUUCAGAGAGAAGGUGUGAAUUUUGCCAUUUCCCGAGAAGGCCGCUUGCUCCUUGCUGACGACAUGGGCUUAGGGAAAACUAUCCAGGCAAUCUGCAUUGCUGCAUAUUAUCGAAAAGAAUGGCCGCUGCUGGUGAUAGCCCCGUCUUCUGUGAGAUUUACGUGGGCAGAGGCUUUCUGCAGGUGGCUUCCUUCCUUAAGUCCUGAUAGCAUCAGCGUCAUAGCAACAAGCAAGGACUGUCUGUUGGCAAGACUGAUAAACGUUGUCAGUUUUGACCUCCUCAGCAAGAUGGAGAAGCGGCUCCGGGCCACUGUGCGAGUUGUGAUUGUUGAUGAAUCCCAUUUUCUUAAGAAUGUCAAAACUGCUCGUUGCCAAGCUGCAUUGCCUCUUCUGAAGGCGGCCAAGCGAGUCAUCUUGCUGUCGGGAACACCCGCCAUGUCACGCCCUGCAGAGCUGUAUACUCAGGUAGCAGCUGUCCGACCAUCCUUCUUCCCACAGUUCCAAGCCUUUGCACUCCGCUACUGUGAUGCUAAGAAGAGGCCGUGGGGAUGGGAUUAUUCCGGAUCGUCCAAUCUUGGUGAGCUGAAGCUUUUGCUGGAAGAAUCCAUCAUGAUUCGCCGCCUGAAGUCAGAAGUGCUUUCCCAGCUCCCCGCGAAGCAGCGCAGAGUGGUGCUCGUGGCACCGGAAGGCAUGAAUUCAAGGACCAAGGCUGAAUUGGCAGCAGCUGUAAAGCAAAUGACCAGGGGCUACAAGACUAAACAAGAAGAGAAGGAAGCCCUCAUUCUCUUUUAUAACAGGACUGCGGAAGCCAAAAUCCGCUCAAUCAUAGAAUACAUCCUAGAUUUAUUGGAAAGUGGAAGAGAGAAAUUUCUGGUGUUUGCUCAUCACAAACUAAUUCUGGAUGCAAUUAGUGAGGAGCUGCAUAAAAAGCACGUUGGGUACAUUCGCAUUGACGGCUCUACAUCCUCAGCUGAUCGUCAGUCUCUGUGCCAAGAUUUCCAGUUCUCUGAGAAGUAUGCUGUGGCCAUCCUCUCCCUAACAGCAGCUAACAUGGGACUCACUUUCUCCUCUGCCGAUCUGGUUGUGUUUGCAGAGCUGUUCUGGAACCCUGGGAUUUUGAUACAAGCAGAAGAUCGGGCACAUCGAAUUGGGCAAACAAGCUCUGUUUCUAUCCAUUACCUGGUAGCAAAAGGCACAGCUGAUGACUACUUAUGGCCUAUGAUUCAAGAGAAAAUCAAAGUAUUGGGUGAAGCUGGCCUUUCCGAAGCUAAUUUCUCUGAGACAGCUGAAGCCACAGAUUAUUCCUACAAGCAUAAUCCAAAACAGCAGACCAUAUUAAACCUUUUCCAGAGGAACUUCUCAGAAGAUGCAGACGGCAUGGAUGAAGUCCUGCUUGUAGAAGCAAUGGAAGAUUCACAAAACUCUGAGCCACAGCCUUCCUCGGGGAAAGUAGAAGAGUUCUUCCCAUCAAGCCCAUGCAAGCAACGUCGAAUCGAUGAUUAUUUUUGCAGCCAGUAAUGUGCUAGCAGAACUUUUGUUUAGUGCUUUAAGAGAUUGGUAUUCAAAUGGAGGGGAAAAAAUCCUCGUUGGAUAAGAUAAUAGCUAUCAUUUUAAAAUUCCAUUCACAUCUGAUUGAUUUAUUUAUUUAACGCACCUUUCUCACUUGGACUGGAGAUGGAUUACACUGAGCGAGUCAAUACACCUGUGAUCACGGCACACGGUCGAGGGAACCUGGUCUCGCCGGUUCUUUCAGACGCAGCCCAAGCCUGCCCAUCGCUGCUUGUACGCAUGCUCCACUGUGCCGAAUGAAACUUAUUCUUAGGUAAAUAAUUAUGCAUUGAAUGGCAAGCAAAAAUGCAUUUUAUUUCAUUCUUGAAAAGAUCUGUGCCUCCCACUGCCCCAUCCCUGAACAGCAUCUGUGGGAUUCCCCUUGAUGCUCCCCAGAUAUAGCCCAUCUCUUAGCCUGGAUUGGAACUGGGUUUGGGAAUUGUUCCCUUUUCAUGUUGCAGAAAGUGGGGUUGAACCCUUGACAGGAGGAGGACGGCUGUGACUUGUGCAGAAUGGUGGGGUGAGGGCUGGGAACUUGUGGGAAUGGAGGGUGCCCUGUCUCAGCUUUUCCUGUUCCUGCCCGCCUCUUGGGAGAUCUGGAAUUCACCUACAUGGGUCUAGGAGAGGGGAGGGUAAAUCCUAGGGCAGGAGAAGUGUUAGGGUAAUAGAGAAUUUCAUUUAACACUACCUAGAAGAAAUUCCUCCUCAUUUCAGUAAUGUCUAAUAUCCCCAGUUAUAGUUGCUGCUGAAUAUAGAGACUGGGGAAAGAAUUACCCUACAUACAAAUAUCCUGGGAAGUAAUUUUAAGAAGCAAUUUAUUGGUUCUGGAAGAAGGGGCAUCUACACUAUGUCAAGGGGGAGGGGGUAUUGGUUUUACUUAGACUGCUUUGAUAAUGAAUACAGGAAGAGAGUAUUGUAUAUCGUAUGUUUAAAUGGUCUGCGUCUGAUGUAUGCCUAUACUAUACAACUAUAAAUAAUUUAAAAAACAAAAA
This is a messenger RNA of Heteronotia binoei (common prickly gecko), 4160 nucleotides long. RefSeq names its product SWI/SNF related, matrix associated, actin dependent regulator of chromatin, subfamily a like 1 (gene SMARCAL1). The transcript is spliced from 17 exons. Lineage: Eukaryota; Metazoa; Chordata; Lepidosauria; Squamata; Gekkonidae. Gene Ontology annotation, biological process: replication fork processing; DNA repair. The coding region runs from base 190 to 3138 and encodes 982 amino acids. Gene Ontology annotation, molecular function: ATP-dependent chromatin remodeler activity; ATP binding. The record is from RefSeq and is a predicted model, not a curated record. Gene Ontology annotation, cellular component: nuclear replication fork.